Messenger RNA from Anoplophora glabripennis (Asian longhorned beetle), 1126 nucleotides. RefSeq lists its product as uncharacterized. NCBI's taxonomy places the organism in Eukaryota, Metazoa, Arthropoda, Insecta, Coleoptera, Cerambycidae. The record is from RefSeq and is a predicted model, not a curated record. The transcript has 2 exons. Bases 185 to 976 code for a protein of 263 amino acids.
UAAACUUUUACGUGUACAUGGUGUCACAAAAAUAAAUGACGGGAAAAAGUAGUAAACAAACAAGUAAUAAAAAAUUAAAAUUGUAUUAUAAAAAGUAGAUGUGUUACAUUUCUUGAUUUUCUUGUGCUUCUAGUUUGAUCAUACUCUGUUACCUUUAAGUGUUGAAUUUGCAUCUAAAUAAAUAAUGAUUGAGAUCGAUGACGAACUAGCAUGUUACAUUCAUGGUAUUGUCAGUUCUGAUUCAGAUAGUGACUGUGACGUUUCAAAAGAACUUGAUGAAGUGUAUAAUUUGUUGAAGCCGCCUCCAUACGAUUAUGAAUCGAUAAAAAACAAGAUUGUCACUAUUUCGUCGCAAAACACAACUGCGUGCCAAAAUGAGUUAAUGAAUUUACAAAACGACGAUGAAAUUGAAAGAAUCGAAUUUGUAAACGAUGUAACGUCAAAAACAAAGAAGGAUAAGAAUGCGGUACAAAAGUUAAAUGGAGCUCAAAAUAUCGAGAUUAAAUUUCGCAAUAAGAAAACGAAUGUAGGUAAAAGAAUUGUAGAUUUAUACGCCCAGGUUGCAUGUAGUAAAUCUGAAGCCGAUUCAAGUUUACUGUCAAAAUCCAAAGCAAAAUCGAAAACCAGUAAACGUUCACAGAAAAAAGAAAAAUCUAAAUAUUCCACUGCUAGAACUUAUAAACAAAGAAAUAUCGUACUUCAUGAGGAAAAGCACAUUGGUUUAAAUAUAAGAACGAGGGAAGAAUUCGUAAAGGAAUUUCCCAGUGUCGAUGAAGUGUACAAAGAUAGGUGUCGUAGCAAGAGGAAAAUUUUCAAAACGCAGCCUAACACGUUGAGUGUCAAACAGAGGAAAAAAAGAGAUUCAGUCCCAUGGAAAAGGACAAAAUUGGGAUCAAUGUUAGGAGAGAACAACACAAUAACGAAUCUCAUGAUGUAUUUGAAACUGCUAAGAAAAGAAAAAUUAGGAGAAAGUUGAAACAGUCGAUUAAGAUUCCUCUAAGAAAAGAUCUACUAGAAAAAGCCGGUGUUACCAAUCAUAUUAUACUGUGGGCGCAGGGUAAAAAACUCGCCAAAAUUUGCGUACCUAUUUAUAUAUAUACAUAGUUACGAUUACUAAUUAUGUAUU